AUGUCUUCCUUGAAAUCGACAGUUGUGUACUUCUACUUCGAUUUCAGCGAAAGCAGCAAACAGAGUGCAAUGAAAUGCUUGCGAUCGCUCCUUUUCCAGCUUGUCCUCAAAGUUGCCGAUGGAAGGCAUUUAUUGAAAAGCCUUUAUGCGAAGUAUCAGGAUGGUCAAGCACAACCACCGGAUUCGGCUUUGGUGCAAACUUUUGAUACUCUGAUUGACUAUACUGACCAUACCUACAUCAUUUUAGACGCCCUAGAUGAAAGCCUUGAACACGAUGAAGUUAAUGAUCUCAUCUCCACCCUCCAGGAACGCCACCGCGAUCAAUUACACAUUUUUGCCACCAGUCGCAAGCUCAGAGAUCUGGAAGAGGCUUUGGCAUCCUCAGUCACGCAAGAGAUCCACAUGGAAGCAUCAGUUGUUGAUCAUGACAUCCUCUUACUUAUCGAUGAGCAUCUCAAAAGUCAUCGAAAACUCAGGAAAUGGCACUCUAAACCUAUUGGUAGGGAGAUCAGAGAAGAAUUGGCGCAAAAAGCCCAUGGGAUGUUCAGAUGGGUCGCCUGUCAGCUGGACGUGCUCGGGAAAUGCCUCACGCCUAUGGAGGUGAGAAAGAAACUAGCGACACUUCCGAAGACUCUAGACGAAACAUAUGAACGAAUCCUGUUGCAAAUCGAAGUAGAUGGCUAUCUGGACAUGGCCCUCAGGCUCCUUCAAUGGCUUUGCUUCGCCAAAGAAAAACUGACGUUCUACCAGUUGGUUGAUGCCCUGGCUACAGACUGUGAAGGCAGUGAGUGCUUUUCACUCGAAGCUCGACUGGGUGACCCAUUCGAUCUGCUCAGGAUUGGUUCGAGCCUUGUUUCGUGGGCGGAGGAUUGCCACCUCCCUCAGUCUUGUAAAACCACAAAGUUUCAAGGAAUUGUGAGCGUAGCACACUUCUCCGUUCAAGAAUAUCUCCUGUCGGGCAGGUGCCGCUAUGCAUGCUACUUUGAACCAUACCGAGCACACAACUUGAUUGCGGAAAGCUGCUUGAUAUAUACCAUAUCCGUGCUUCCACUAUCAAGAACAUCGAAAAACUCAGCAGAAGUGUCACGGGAUGGGUUGUUAUCAUAUGCUCCGAGAAUGUGGUACAAGCAUGCUCUCGAAGUACCCUCCGAGUUCCAGACUGAGAGACUGCUCAAAAUGGCGUUGGACCUCUUUACGACGCAAGAUGCGGCAUUUCGAGAAUGGUAUUCCCUUUCCGGAAUCCUGUAUGAAGAUCGACACGAUCUGAAGGCGUAUGGCACCAUGGGCGUUAAACUCUCGAGUCCCCUAUACUACUCUAUCAGAACAGGGCUGACUAGGGUAAGUGAAAUCCUGGUGCAGAAGAAAGAGUAUGUGAAUUGCGACGGUGAGAAGGAGGGCACCCCCCUUCAAUUAGCCGCCAUCAUCGGAAACGGACAAAUGGUACGAAUGCUUCUCGACCACGGGGCAGAUAUCAAUUUAGACAACCUAGAUAAGGGAACUCCCCUGGAAUUAGCGAUCCUCAAUGGCCACAUCGAGACGGUUCGAUUGCUUGUCAUGGCUGGUGCAAGGCUGAAGCUCUUGAAGACAGACUAUGGUCCAUCAUGGCCCUUUCAAACUGCUAUUGAUUCGAGGGACGAAGGCAUAUUGGAAGUUAUAGGGACCUCUGCGGAAGUCAAAGAGCUGAGCACCGAAGAUCUCUCCAACCUAGUGAGAGCGGGAUUGACGAAAGGCUUUCCCCUUGUCCCUGUAUCCGGCGACCUGAUGCCAAUCGCUCGUUGGCUCUUAUCAAUUGGCGCCGAUCCCGACGACCCGCACUGGUAUUCUUAUAAUUUUGAGCCAGGUUGGUAUUCAGAUGACCUCCUGAUCUGUCUCUUGCAAGCUGGGGCGUGGCCGAAUAACAGCAACACAAAGGGGGAAACUAUGCUCCAUUUAGCACUCUCGGAGAACAAAGAGCGACUCCUGAAUGCACUCCUGCAACAAGAGGUCGAUGCAAGAUUCGUCGAUAAUUAUGGGCAAACAUGCGUCGACUAUGCAGGAAAGUGUCCAGAGAUCUUGUCGAGCUUGAGACUACCACAAACCCCUACUUAUCUGCUUCCGCCGCAAUUCGCUCGGAUACGACGAUUGCAUACGCUCAGAAAAUUGCUAAAGUGGGCCUCCUCUGGGUCUCUAAGACGGGCACUUCCCUAUUAUCCAUAUAUCGCUUAUUGUUGCAAAUAUGAUGGACAAUUGGACGAAGCUCGGGUUGCCUGGCAACUGAGGUUCUCACCGCAGUAUCGACGUCGUAGAAGAAACACAGUUUAUUGCGAUGCUUGUGGAAGUCUCGCUGGACCCACAAAUUGCGUGUAUACAUGUCUUACAUGCCAAGAUUGCUGGCUCUGCACUCACUGCAUGCAGGUGUACAAGCAUGAAGGCCUAUGCAUCUUAUCAAGGCGUUUAUGUCGAGAACAUACAUUUAUGGACAUAACUCCUCGGAACGGUCAAUCCUUUGAUGACAGCUACUUUCCCGAAGACGAAGCCACCCGGUGGCUGAAGAACAUGUUGGAAACCACCAGCAAGGACCUAGAUGAGCUCCUACCCGCAUAUUACGACUUCUUGAAAGAAUUACGCCGCCAGGGGGUGGAUGAAAUGAAAUACCCUUACCACCGAUACAUCUUCUUUGCAGACGACAAGACUCUCACUUCUGGAGCUGAAGUUGCGUCUGGUAGCCCACAGGCCGGCAAACUGGGUGAAGCAGCUCAAGCUGGCUGA
Exophiala bonariae is the source of this 2748-nucleotide messenger RNA. RefSeq lists its product as uncharacterized. Bases 1 to 2748 code for a protein of 915 amino acids. The record is from RefSeq and is a predicted model, not a curated record. Gene Ontology annotation, molecular function: protein binding. Lineage: Eukaryota; Fungi; Ascomycota; Eurotiomycetes; Chaetothyriales; Herpotrichiellaceae. The transcript has 2 exons.